Molecule: messenger RNA, 1153 nt
Organism: Sinocyclocheilus grahami
Lineage: Eukaryota; Metazoa; Chordata; Actinopteri; Cypriniformes; Cyprinidae
Gene: hmox2a
Product: heme oxygenase 2a
Exons: 4
Biological process (GO): heme oxidation; response to oxidative stress; heme catabolic process
Molecular function (GO): heme oxygenase (decyclizing) activity; heme binding
Source: RefSeq, a predicted model, not a curated record
AUAAAUCUCUUUUUCAGUCCUGAUGACCUGUCGGAAGUGUUGGCGGCUGGAACCAAGGAGUCUCACGACAAAGCAGAGAACUCGCCCUUUGUCAAGGACUUCCUGAGGGGCCGAAUCAAACGAGAACUUUUUAAGCUUGGCACAGCUGCCCUGUACUACGUUUAUUCUGCCAUUGAGGAAGAGAUCGAGAAGAACAAGGACCACCCCAUGUUUGCCCCACUAUAUUUCCCCUCUGAGCUUUACCGGAGAGACGCCUUGGCCAAAGACCUGGAGUAUCUCUACGGUGAAGACUGGGAGAGCAAGAUCUCCUGCUCAGCAGCCACACGGCCCUACGUGGACCGCAUUCAUGAGGUGGGACGAGACGAUCCGGUUCUUUUGGUCGCACACGCUUGGACCCGCUACAUGGGUGACCUGUCAGGAGGGCAGAUUCUGAAGAAAGUGGCUCAGCGGGCUCUAAAACUGCCCCCUACUGGUGAGGGAGUGAACUUCUACCAUUUUGAAGGCAUCCACAACCCCACGGCUUUCAAGAGGCUGUACCGCAGUCGGAUGAAUGAGCUGGAGGUGGAUGCAGAGACCAAAAAGAAGCUGCUAGACGAAGCCAACCUGGCAUUUCAAUAUAAUCUGGAUGUAUUCACAGAGUUGCAGGAGAUUGGGAAAGAUAUAAAAGAGGAAGUGCAGGACAUUGGCUUUCAUGCACAUGGGGAUAUGGGUGGAGACAGCAGUAAAUGCCCCUACUAUGCAGCCAAGAUGGCGGUGAGUGGAAACACGACUUAUGCAUGUAAUUUUGCCAAGAUGCUGCUUCGACAGUCCACAGUACAGGUGAUUCUGGCCACAUGGGUCGCUGCUGUCGCUGGAUUGGCUGCUUGGUACCUCAUGUGAUCACCUUUUCCUGAGUCAGCCAAUCAGAAAUGAAAAUAGCAACAGCUGGGCUUCAAAGUGGAAAUCUUUCACUCACUGGGCCACUUUGUGAAAAUAUUGCUGCCGAUCAUAUAAAUAUGUAAAGUCACUGACUGGAUUUUAAUCCAUGCCACGUAUCUGUAUUAAAUACAAUGCUUUUAAAGGAGAUGUGACAUUCUUUAUCCUGUUUUCAAUCUCAGUCGAGAGUGUAAGCACACAUGCUAGAAGACAUUGGAGCUGCUUAAAAUAAAACUAU